Messenger RNA from Heterostelium album PN500, 1596 nucleotides. Its product is annotated as DMT family transporter. Bases 1 to 1596 code for a protein of 531 amino acids. The transcript has 5 exons. Gene Ontology annotation, cellular component: membrane. Lineage: Eukaryota; Evosea; Eumycetozoa; Acytosteliales; Acytosteliaceae. The record is from RefSeq and is a predicted model, not a curated record.
AUGGAAUAUAGUGAUAAAAAUUAUCAUCAGUUACCAACCACAGCUGUUUUGUCAGAUCAAUCAUUAAAGUCAGGUGGUGGCCAUCCUUAUGAUGAAUCUGACGAUAUCAACAAUAGAGUAGACUAUGAAAAAUCAGAUGAUAUUAUUAUAGAUAGUGAAAAUGGUGCAGAUGAUCGUGGUGGUGGUGGAGCUAUUGUGGCUUUGAAUGAUAAUGAGACAGGUGGUGUUGAUGCUUAUGACGAAAAGGAAAUAGAGAAACAACAAUUAAAGAGUAAUGGUGGUAAUAAUGGAGACAGUGGAAAAAAGAAAAAGACACCGUUUUGGUGUUGGAUUUUGUUGGUGUCGGCACUGCUUGCCAUGUCAUCGAGUGGACCAGCUCUAAAAUUGAUAGAUGCGCCACCACUCCGUAAAGCAAGCUGGCGUUUACAAACGACCUCUUAUAUUUUGUUGAUUGGAUUUCUCUCGGAUCUUCAUACACUCUAUCCACUGCUGAACUUUCAUCUCACUCGGGCAUUUGCCAGUGCCGUUCCGGGUGUGGUUAUCCGACUGCUCCCACUGGCCUGGCAAAUGGUAAUCAACGAUCUCAUCGCUUCGAAACUGCCGAGUAUCGACGAGCGACGUUCUCUCCAAUCAGAGAUACGCGCAAAGUUCCUCUCUUGGCGAACCUGGCUCAUUCUGGUUGGCACAGGCAUUGCACUGGGUCUACACUUUGGAUUCUGGAUUACCAGUCUCAACGAAACCAGUCUUUCUCACUCACUGCUCUUUGUAACAUCGAACCCCAUCCUCAUUGUCAUCACGAUGUUGGUGAUGCGUAAACCAAUCUCCAAAGGUGAAAUCAUUGGUUGUAUCAUUGGUUUCCUUGGAUUGGUAUUGACAAUGUUUGAUUCACUUUUUCUUUCAUCUGGAGAAGAUAAUGGACAAUCUCCAACGGUAUAUGGAGAUGUAUUAGCAUUGCUUGGAGCAGUAACAGUUACAUUCUAUCUUUUUGCAGGAUCUAAUCUUAGAUCUUGGCUAUCCCUUUAUCUCUAUGCGUUUCCAGUUACUGCUGUUGCAUCGAUAUUCUUAACAAUCGGAUCGUUUAUAUUGGAAACAAUGCCACCUCCAACAGAACAACAAUCAUAUGGAAUAUGGGGUUGGAUGUCACCUGCCUUUAUAUUACCAACUUUAUAUGUUGCAUUAUCACCUGGAUUUGUUGGUCAUACCGGUAUGAAUGCAAUUAUAAAAUAUAUAGAACCUGUAGUUAUUUCAGUAACAUUAUUACUUGAACCGCCAAUCGGUACUUUGAUGGGAUAUGUACUUGGAGUUGGUGAUGUUCCCGGUGUAUUUACAUAUAUUGGUGGUCCAAUUGUGGUUGCCGGAUGCGGUUUGGUAACUAUAUCUUCGUACAGACGAACUAAGCAACAGCUACUGCAGCAACAACAAGCCGAAGAACAACAACUACAACAACCAAUGUCAAAUUCCAUUGAUAUCAAUGAUAUUCCACUCAACGAUGACAACGACGACGAUAACGAAAUCAAUGAUGAAUAUGGUCAUAGUAAUGAUGAUAAUCAAGAAUUGGAUCUAAUUCCAAUGGAUACAAUAAAAGCUAAUCAUUAG